AUGGCCCGCCGCGCUCGUGCACGCAGCUCACCCGAGCCAUCAGAGGAGCCCGAAGCCGCGUCGUCCGCCGCCGAUGCCGCCUCAUCCGACGACGACUCCUCAUCAGACUCGGAGCAUGUCGAGGUCGAGCCAAACCUCGCGACGCGCUCGAGGCGCAGCAAUGCGGGUGCGAGGAUGCAGGCGCUUAUUGAGGACGAGGCGAGUGCGAAAGUCGAGACGGAGGAGAUGUUUAGGGAGGAGGAGAACGACGAGGAGUUUGAGCAGAAGGAGGAGAAGGACGAGUUUGAUUCGGAUUUCGGGUCGACGGAUGAGGAUGCGGGAGAUGAGGAGGACGAUGAGGAGGCGGGCGAGAAGCGGCUACAGCGCGAAGCAAAGGAGGCCAAGAAGACCAAAGCCGCUCGCAAAAAAGCCGCCGCAGCAGCCGUCGCUUCCACCUCGGCAACGACUCUCGAUGGGGGAGCAGAGGAGGGAGGGGAUGAGCCGCCGAAGAAGAAGAAGAAGGUUGCGAUUGAUCCGGCGUUGUACGCGCCGCAGAGGGAGAGUACGAGGAGGACCGCGGUCGAGAGUAGGAGGCAGGUGCAGGAGAGGCUGAAGGAGACGGAGCAGCGCAAAGCCGUCGCCCCGAAGCAGACGAAGAAGGCGACUCGCACCCUAACUCAAGCCGACCUGAUCGCCGAAGCCCUCGAGACAGAAGAGAAGAACCGCGCCGCCUUGCUCGCCUUUUACGCCGCCGAGGAGGACCGUCGCGAGCAAGAACGGAUCGCCGGCAUGCGGUACGAGAUCAUCGGCCCGAAACUCACGUUCUUAAGUAGGGUGCAGGGGAGGGUGGAUAAGGGCAAGGGGAAGGAGGAGAAGAUGGAGAAGGGGAGGAAGAGGCUGAUUGAGGUUAUUGGCGAGAGUGGACAGAAGGGUUGGAAGGCUGGUGGAGCGGAGACUGGUGGCGCUGUUGCUGGUCCGUCGGGCAGCACCCGCUCGAACGCCGUGGCGAAGCCCUCGACCUCCGCCUCGCUCAACGGCAUCCUUAACCCGAUCGACGCCGACUCCAUCACUUCCCAGCCGCCCGAGUCGCAGGAGUACUGCCGCAACUGGCUCAUAUUUGACCAAUUCGAAGGCUCGCGCGGGGAAGAGCUCGAGGCGUUGUUUGGCGACCAUGUCGACUGGACCAAGCCGCCGCCCAUGCCGAAGAAUGGCACGAAGCACACCCUGUGCCCAAUCACCGGCCUGAUCGCGCGCUACCGCGACCCUCGAACCUUGACUCCCUAUGGCACCCUCUCCGCCUUCCGCACCCUCAACGCUAUCGUCGACCACCAAGCCUUCAUCUGGUCCGACUCUCUCUCCGCCUACACCGGCACGACCGGUUUCGGCCUCAUGCGCGACGUCGAGAAGAGCUGGUCCAAAAGGCCGCUCCCGCCUGGUUCGAGGCUCAUGUAUGCCGUCGCUACGCCGCCGCCUGUCAAUCCUGCGAUGGCGAAGGGCAAGGCCCGUGCGACGGGUCAGGGCUAUCCGCAGCAGCAGCAGCGACCGCAGGUGGAGAACCCGUACAAGAUCGAGUAUGCCCACGCGGGCGGGAGCGGACGAGGCCAGCGUGGUCGGUCGUCUCUCCCCGCCGAUCCGGCCGCGCAGUACCCCGCGCCACCGCAGAACACCCUCCCGCCUCCUCCAGCCGGCGCGCAACUCCCGCCUCUCCCGCCAGCUCCAGCCCAACCUCCGCUUCCUGCCUUCCCCGCUCAACCGCCCUUCCCUUCGCCAAACGGGGCUCAAGCUCAGUACGCACCUCACCCGAUGGUUGGCGCGUCGCAGGCUCCGCAGGCGAGGUCGAUCCAGCUCGGAAGCGGGAAGAGCGCGUUUGGACCGCCGCAGGGGCAGUGA
This is a messenger RNA of Rhodotorula toruloides NP11, 1869 nucleotides long. Its product is annotated as YL1 nuclear family, transcription factor. Gene Ontology annotation, molecular function: ATP-dependent H2AZ histone chaperone activity. Gene Ontology annotation, biological process: chromatin remodeling; regulation of DNA-templated transcription. Bases 1 to 1869 code for a protein of 622 amino acids. The record is from RefSeq and is a predicted model, not a curated record. NCBI's taxonomy places the organism in Eukaryota, Fungi, Basidiomycota, Microbotryomycetes, Sporidiobolales, Sporidiobolaceae. Gene Ontology annotation, cellular component: nucleus. The transcript has 5 exons.